Messenger RNA from Lodderomyces elongisporus, 1938 nucleotides. It is a transcript of the gene CHT2, whose product is annotated as GPI-linked chitinase CHT2. Gene Ontology annotation, molecular function: chitinase activity. The transcript has a single exon. Lineage: Eukaryota; Fungi; Ascomycota; Pichiomycetes; Serinales; Debaryomycetaceae. The record is from RefSeq and is a predicted model, not a curated record. Gene Ontology annotation, biological process: carbohydrate metabolic process. Gene Ontology annotation, cellular component: extracellular region. The coding region runs from base 1 to 1938 and encodes 645 amino acids.
AUGUUGUUUUCCAAAUCUGUCUUUGCUUUAAUAGCAGCCACUAUCUCCUCAGCCGCUGCCAAACAAGUGGCAUUGUACUGGGGCCAAAACGGUGCCCUUGGUCAAGAAAGAUUGAGCUACUACUGUCAAGAACAAGAUGUCGAUAUCAUCCUCUUGUCAUUUUUGAACGACUUCCCAGACCCAACCAACGUCAACUUUGCCAACCAAUGUGGCGCUACCUUUGACUCUGGUUUAUUGCACUGCUCACAAAUUGGUGAAGAUAUCAAAGGAUGUCAGGCAGCUGGUAAGAAAGUCAUCUUGUCCCUCGGUGGUGCCGCUGGUAACUAUGGCUUCACCGAUGGCCAAGAGGCCACCGACUAUGCUGAAACCCUUUGGAACAAAUUCGGUCCAACUGGCUCAGACGACGAAAGACCAUUUGACGAUGCAGUUGUUGAUGGUUUCGACUUUGAUAUCGAACUUGGAACCGAUGUUGGAUACCCACAAUUGGCAACCGCAUUGAGAUCCAAAUUCGCAUCAGACAGCUCGAAAUCAUACUACUUGUCAGCAGCUCCACAAUGCCCAUACCCUGACGCUCUCUUGGACGACUUGUUCAAUCAAGUCUCCCUUGACUAUGCAUUCAUUCAAUUCUACAACAACCCAUGUUCAAUCGAUGGCCAAUUCAAUUUCGAAAACUGGUCACAACAUGCUGAAUCAUUCCCAAACCCAAACAUUGAAUUGUUUGUUGGUGUCCCAGCAACUGACAACAUUGCAGGAUACGCUACCCCAUCCCAAUUAGCCUCAGCCAUUGACGAUAUCAAAUGUGACCCUCGUUUUGGAGGUGUCUCUCUUUGGGACGCAUCAGGUGCUUGGAAAAACACCAAUAGUGAUGGCCAAAACUUUGUUGAACAAGUUAAACAAGUCUUGGACGAACACACUUGUUCUGCAUCAUCCUCUUCUUCUUCUUCUUCUUCAGAAACAUCCACUGUUGAAUCAACUAGUGAAUCUUCUGUUCCUGCCGAGCCAACCGAUGAGACCGAGUCUGCCGUCCCAACCAGUGAUGCGUCAUCUUCUUCUUCAUCAUCAUCUUCUUCUUCAUCUUCAUCAAGUGUUGUGUCAUCAACCGGUUACUACAACUCUACCAUCCCACAAUCUUCAUCCACUAUUGAAAGCACCGCUAUCGACACUACUUCCUCCUCCUCAUCAUCAUCAUCCGUUGCUGCUAUUACUACUACUACUGAUGCUGCUUCUGCUUCUGUUGACCCUACCGGUUCCACCUCUGCUUCAUCAGAAGGCGACCACCACAAAGAUGUCUCUGCUUCUACUCAAGGUGGAUUGAGCACUGUUACCGAUAUCAGCAAAACCAUUGUUACCAUCACCUCAUGUGAAAACCACGUAUGUACCAAGGUCCCAGUCGAGACUGGUGUUGUUGUUGUUACCGACAUUGACACCGUCUACACUACAUACUGUCCAUUAACUGCUUCUGAAGUUGUUAUUCCUGUAAAGACAAAGACCGUUGCUGAAUCAUCUGCCACAACCGAAGCUUCAGCUGUUGCUCCAACCAAAGGUGCUGAAUCAUCUGUUCCAGCUGUCACUAUCCCAUCAUCUUCUAUUGCUGGUCCAGCUUCAACCAAGACCCCAGUUGUCGUUGAAUCUACUUCAGUUUGGGCUUCAGUAGUUGCUCCAUCAAGCGGUGCUCCAGCAGCUAGUGAAGCUUCAACUGAAUAUUACACUGUUGUCAUUACAUCUACAGUGAAUGCAGAAAGCACAGCUCCUGCUGCAACCUCUCCUGUUUCUGCUGCUCCAGCUGCUCCAAGCAUUGUUCAAUACACUAAUGGUACUACCAAUGGAACCGCUCCAAUUAACACACCAGUGCCAAGUGCUUACGAAGGUGCUGCUAACUCCAAUGGUGUUACAUUGUGGUUAACUGUUCCACUCAUGUUUGUUGCUGCCUUGAUGUAA